GUUUUUACUUGCUUGGAUCCGAAACCGUGGAGCUUCUGUUUCGGGGGUUUGAGAUUGCCUCCAAAGUGUUCGAUGAAAUGACGAAAUGAACAUCUGUGUAUUAGAAAACUAAAGAGAGGAAGAGAAUCAAGAGAUGGCGUUGAGGCAGCUGUUGGGAUGGUCAGAGGGAGACUUGAUGAGAUCAGAUGCAAAACCAUGCUCCAAAUUGAUGAAACAGACCGCUGCCAUUUUCACUGUCGGUGGAGCUCUCGGUUUCUGGGUUCUCUGCAGACUUCACUAUGGUCCAAGGAUAACUGUGCCGAGAAGCCUGAGGUGGGCGGGCUGUGGAGCCGUGACCGUUAGUACCUCCACGGCUCUGCUGGUUCGUCUCUUCAGUCCGGAGUGCGAGCCACAGAAUGUUGCUGCCUUUGACCUUCCCAACCAGCCCAAAGCUUCACUUCCAUGAGUGUGUAACCAACCACUUCAUAUCUUUGCCCUUAAGUUUUUUUUCCCCCAUUGAACUUCUAUAUGUAUGUGAAUUCAUAUGUAUAAAUAAACUUUACUUUUUAUACAAC
Tarenaya hassleriana is the source of this 554-nucleotide messenger RNA. RefSeq lists its product as uncharacterized. The record is from RefSeq and is a predicted model, not a curated record. Lineage: Eukaryota; Viridiplantae; Streptophyta; Magnoliopsida; Brassicales; Cleomaceae. The transcript has 3 exons. Bases 134 to 445 code for a protein of 103 amino acids.